Saimiri boliviensis boliviensis (Bolivian squirrel monkey) is the source of this 2553-nucleotide messenger RNA. It is a transcript of the gene DEDD, whose product is annotated as death effector domain containing. Lineage: Eukaryota; Metazoa; Chordata; Mammalia; Primates; Cebidae. Gene Ontology annotation, cellular component: nucleolus. Gene Ontology annotation, molecular function: DNA binding; protein binding. Gene Ontology annotation, biological process: extrinsic apoptotic signaling pathway via death domain receptors; regulation of apoptotic process; apoptotic process. The record is from RefSeq and is a predicted model, not a curated record.
AAGCAAGAUGGCUGCCAAUCCCUAUCUCUCCUCCCGAAGUGAAGCUAUCCACUCCCCGCUUAAUGCCGCUGCCAGGCUGCCCUCACUUACUAUGGCUACUCCGGCUCAUGUCUCACUAUGGUCUCGAAGCCGCCACUAACCGGCCAGGUUCCGGGAGGCGCCGUUCAGGAUGCAGCCACCCCCGCCCGCCUCUCCCCUCCCCCACGCCCGCGGCGGCGGCGGCGGCGGCGGCGGCUGGAGCCCGGAUGCGGCGCCGUGAGACAGGCCCGGGAGAGCGGCGCGGAUGGAUCCAACAUGGCGGCGCCGAGCCUGAGCCGAGAGAAGAGACCUGGGAAAUUAAAUUUCUUGCAGAGUACGGUGGGGAUUGCAGCUGCUGAGCAGGAAUUCCGGAAAGCAUUGCAUACCUGAGCCCCCAGCAUGGCGGGCCUAAAGCGGCGGGCAAGCCAGAUGUGGCCAGAAGAGCAUGGUGAGCAGGAACAUGGGCUGUAUAGCCUGCACCGCAUGUUUGACAUCGUGGGCACUCAUCUGACACACAGAGAUGUACGCGUGCUUUCUUUCCUCUUUGUUGAUGUCAUUGAUGACCAUGAGCGUGGACUCAUCCGAAAUGGACGUGACUUCUUAUUGGCGCUGGAGCGCCAGGGCCGCUGUGAUGAAAGUAACUUUCGCCAGGUGCUGCAGCUGCUGCGCAUCAUCACUCGCCACGACCUGCUGCCCUACGUCACCCUCAAGAGGAGACGGGCUGUGUGCCCUGAUCUUGUAGACAAGUAUCUGGAGGAGACAUCAAUUCGCUAUGUGACCCCCAGAGCCCUCAGUGAUCCAGAACCGAGGUCUCCCCAGCCCCCUAAAACAGUGCCUCCCCACUAUCCUGUGGUGUGCUGCCCCACUUCGGGUCCUCAGAUGUGUAGCAAGCGACCAGCCCGAGGGAGAGCCACACUUGGGAGCCAGAGAAAACGCCGGAAGUCAGUGACACCAGAUCCCAAGGAAAAACAGACAUGUGACAUCAGACUGCGGGUUCGGGCUGAAUACUGCCAGCAUGAGACUGCUCUGCAGGGCAAUGUCUUCUCUAACAAGCAGGACCCACUUGAGCGCCAGUUUGAGCGCUUUAACCAGGCCAACACCAUCCUCAAGUCCCGGGACCUGGGCUCCAUCAUCUGUGACAUCAAGUUCUCUGAGCUCACCUACCUCGACGCAUUCUGGCGCGACUACAUCAAUGGCUCUUUAUUAGAGGCACUUAAAGGUGUCUUCAUCACAGACUCCCUCAAGCAAGCUGUGGGCCAUGAAGCCAUCAAGCUGCUGGUAAAUGUAGAUGAGGAGGACUAUGAGCUGGGCCGACAGAAACUCCUGAGGAACUUGAUGCUGCAAGCAUUGCCCUGACCUUUUCCCUCUUCUCACUUCUUUGGGGAGUGUUCCCAUUACCCACCUCUGGAGCUUACACUGUUCUGGGGUUUGUUCUCUACCCUUCCAACCAAUGACACCCCUGCCUUUUUUUUUUUUUUUAAAAGAAAAAGACAAAGGAAAGUGGAAGUGGUGAUCCCCACCCCUCCCUGCACCCAUGUGCCUGGGCUUCCCCUUUGUUUCCCUUUUCCAUUUACCCCUCAACGUGUGUCUCUACAGCUACCUUACCACUGAGCCGUAAGACAAAUGUAUAGGGAGAAACAAAGUCUACAGAACGUAGUCUUUGUAAGGGAUUGAUGUGAACACUGCUUUUGGGUGCACUAAGGGGUUAUCAAUACUUCUGGCUUUAUGAGAGCUCUUAAAUUUUGUCUAAAAAAAACCAAAGGGCUGUGAGUAAGGGAGCUAUGUGGAAGGUGGGACUCUGAAGUGUAUUUUGAAAAUUAAUUGCCACCCUCUUCCAAAUUACAGAAUUUUUUUUAAAACAAAGAAGCUGUGGCCCUUUCCACUCUCUCCUGGCCUCUGGUGCUGCUCCUCUCUGCCUUCUUUCCCCCAUUCCAUGGCUGAAACCUCUGCCUGAUGUGGCUCUUUCCUUUUUUGCAUUUCUCAAACCCUCUUCAAGGGAGGAAUAGAUAAGAGGACUGCAUCAGCCUAGUCACGCCUCCCAACUGUGGUGGCGUAUGUGUAUGCACGUACACAGGGUGGAUGGAGAAGAGGUUGCUGAUUAAAAUACACUCCCCCUGUAAAGGGGAAGGGGGAGUGUGACACUUUCUUUCCAUGUUCAAGUGAAAAUAAAUAAUGUACCCUGCAGCCCUUUUCCCCUUUGCUUUCUUCUGGCUUGGGCAAAGGGCAUCAUAGGUGAAAGUGAAGUAAUUCCUUUUUCCUUCCCCCUCCACUCCUGUGCCCACUCCCAUGUUUGGGAGAAUGGGGCUGGGACAUGCACUGAGUGUUGCACUUUUAUUUAGGUAGGGAGGCAUGUUGAAUGAGCCAGGAGGUCUAGAACUGGAGCCCAGUCCUGCUAGUACAAUACCAAUUCCCCCUGUAGCUCCCAAAGGAGAUGUCCAGACACAGACUUUAUGAUUAUUAUAUUUUUCAAUGCCAGUGCUGCUCAGCCCUCAGCAUAACUUCAGUUUUCAUGAAAUAAACAAUGACUAUAUAAAA